Pseudomassariella vexata is the source of this 2053-nucleotide messenger RNA. Its product is annotated as amidase signature domain-containing protein. The transcript has 2 exons. The annotation marks the transcript as partial. The record is from RefSeq and is a predicted model, not a curated record. Lineage: Eukaryota; Fungi; Ascomycota; Sordariomycetes; Amphisphaeriales; Pseudomassariaceae.
AAAUGGCCAAGAUAAGGGAACUGUCGCUGGGUGAGGCGCUGCCAUCCACCGUCGUCCACGUCGCCGGUCAUCCGUACUUAUUACACACGGAAUCCGAAGCCACUGUUCACCCUCUGAGUGGUGAUGCGCUCGUUCCAGCGACUUUCGUCGACUUUGACGGCCCCGAGGGGUAUUUGGAUGAUGUGAUCGCCGGCGCCGAUUUUGCCCGUGACGAUGUGUGGAAUGAGGGAUUCCUCAAAGCUGUCAUUCAUAAACAUGGUAAGAAAAUCACUUCUUCUACCCACAUAUCGAGUAAGAUACUGCAUUCGAUGCACCAAUUACCGGAUGGUCAUGGCCCUGCCUUGCCUACAGGGCCCUGUGUAAUACUCCCAUCUGGGAAUAUCCACAGAGUAUACCGGCUAUACGCCGAUGAAAACAACGCGUUCGUGCGUGGAGUCUUGCCAAACACAGCCUCAACUUUCAGAUGGCUCGAGGUCUCCGACAUGAUACCAGUGCCAUCCAGGAUAUACGCGAGAGAGCCCACGACUGAACGUCCCCUGGCCGGCUUGCGAUUCGGGGUCAAAGACGUGAUCGAUGUGGCUGGGCUGGAAACAGGUAACGGUAGCAAAUGCUUCCGCGAACUUUACCCGCCGAAGGUGUCAACAGCCCCUUUUAUCAGCCAGUUAAUCACCGCUGGUGCAGUCAUGGUGGGAAAGAUGCGAUGUUGCCAGUGGUGUGACGGGCAGGACCCGUUAGAGCGGCUGGAGGAAGUCACGCCAACUAACCCCAGAGGUGACGGGUUUCAGAAACCUUCUGCCUCAAGUUCGGGCUCUGCAGCGGGGUGCGCGAGUUACCCGUGGUUGGACUUCACCAUAGGGACUGAUACCGGUGGCUCGAUUCGGCAUCCGGCUGGUGUCAACGGCCUGUAUGGAAUCCGACCCACGGUUGGCUGUCUCGAUAGCGCAGGUUUGUUAUGUACCCGUUACAUGGAUACACCGGGUGUAUUUGCUCGCUCAGCUGCCGUGGCCGAAAUAGUCACCAAGGCCGCGAUGAAAGCACCAAGUCUCCUGUCGCCUCAGGAACUACCAGGUCAAUCAAGAGCCGAGUCAUCUGAUCCAAGCAAUAAUUUCGAACCCGUCAAGAAGACGAGACGCUUCAAAUUGCUCUACGCCGUGGAACCCCCUUCAGAAGAACCCAGCAAGACACCCAAGUUCUUCUCCUCCGCAGGAAACGGCCCAGAAGCCCAGACACCAGCAGGUAAACUCAUGCGCAACUUCAUCGAAAAGCUCGAGACCCACCUCGGCUGCGCCGGUCAAGAAACCUGCCUCUACGACCUCUGGAAGAAACAACACCCUCCAGGAACCCCCGAAAGCCUUGUGGAAGCCACGGGUACCAUUUACCAAAACAUCGUGUAUCCGACGCUGUAUCACCAAACCAUCAAGCCCUUUAUCCACGAUUUCAAGGCUGUUCACGGUGAGAAUGCGCGGCCUUUCAUCGAGUCGACUACUAAAGCGAGGCUCGAUUACGGGGCCCGGGUAUCGGGGGAAGAGCAGAUGGAUGCAAUGGCGGCGUUUGAGUCGUAUGCUGCUUGGGUUAACGAUAUCCUCCUAGUCUGUUCCUCAGAUGACGAUGAGACUCAUAUUACGGAAGAGAAUGAGAUCCCGCUAUUGAUUUACCCCCAGAGCUGGGGUGUGCCACAGUAUAGGGACGAGGUUGCCAAGAGUGAGGACGGGAAGCUUUUCUGGAGCGGGUUUUCGGUGUACUCGAUUAGUUACUGCUCGGGUUGUCCCGAUUUUACCAUCCCAGUUGGGGAGGUUGAAUUCACUUCCAAGUUCACGGGGCUGAAGGGGUAUUUACCAGUUGCGGUUUCGUUGCUUGGGCCGAGGGGGAUGGAUCUAGAGAUGUUGCGGUUGAUUAGGGGGCUGGAGGAAAAGGGGGUUUUUAGGGAGCUGCAGUGUGGCAGUAGAUUAUUCUACGGAUGAGAUGCUUGUGGGAUACCCAAAGAAAUUGUGAACAAAAAGUAGUAAGACGAAUUAAUAUGCCACCUACACAAUGCUCAGAGUUUUAUGUUUAG